AUGAAGGAGCCCGCGGCUUACGCCAUGUGCGUGCUCGGGGGCAAGGCGUCGCCGACGGCGGCCGACGUCAAGGCCGUCAUCGAGGCCGCCGGCGGCACCGCCGACGAGGAGCAGCUCACGGCGCUCUGCGCCGCGAUGGAGGGCAAGUCGUUCGCGGAGAUGUGCGCCGCGGGCAUGGAGAAGAUCAAGGACGUCCCCAUGGGCGGCGGCGGCGGCGGCGGCGGCGGCGGUGGCGGCGGCGGCGGCGGCGGCGCGGCGCCGGCCGAGGAGGAGAAGAAGGAGGAGGAAGAGGAGGAGGAGAUCGACAUGGGCGGCGGCAUGGACAUGUUCGGCGGCGAGGAGGGCGGCGGCGACGACUACUAG
Molecule: messenger RNA, 363 nt
Organism: Aureococcus anophagefferens
Lineage: Eukaryota; Pelagophyceae; Pelagomonadales; Pelagomonadaceae
Exons: 1
Coding region: 1-363 (120 amino acids)
Biological process (GO): cytoplasmic translational elongation
Cellular component (GO): cytosolic large ribosomal subunit; ribosome
Molecular function (GO): structural constituent of ribosome
Source: RefSeq, a predicted model, not a curated record